Messenger RNA from Pseudo-nitzschia multistriata, 1388 nucleotides. NCBI's taxonomy places the organism in Eukaryota, Bacillariophyta, Bacillariophyceae, Bacillariales, Bacillariaceae. The record is from the annotation of a GenBank genome assembly.
UGAACGGUUUCCUUCGACAGGCGCAACAGCAAAGACGAACGAACGAACGAACGAAAACGAUACCAAGCACACAAACACAAUUUGAACCAUGGGCUGCCAGGCAUCGAAAACAGUGCCCCUGAACGAAAUCUCUGCGUCCAAAACCGCUUUCAUCGUCGGCCGCACCAUCUCCUUUGGAGAGACGGAAAACGCCGACGAUUCCUCGGUGAUCACCGCCGAGUCCCUGAACGAGGAACCCCCGUUGGUUCGACGCAACCUGCACGAUCGGAAUUCCUUUGCCAAGGUCGGGACGUGCAAGUACCGCAAGCUCCGCAAGAUGCGGGAGAGGAGGCGAGAACAGGAACGAUACGAAAGACGCGCCAGAGUCGUGGUGGUCGUCCAGCAGUAAUACAUAAACGAACGAACAAACAAACAAAGACACCGUUCCCAAGAACCGAGACAACGCAAUAGAAACCAUCGCGAACGAAAGACGCAGCAACGGACGGACCGUCGCGGCCAGUCGAGAACGUGAGGUGUAGGUUUGGUGCACUAAUACCUCGAGUCGAGCUCGAUAUGAAUACAAUGCUCGUCAUCGUUUCCGAUAACAACAAGAACAGGCCAUGAUGUAUAGUAAUAGAGUGACAUGUAUAUAUAAAACGUGAAUAUGAAUAAUCACUCGACGAGUGCAUCAAGUCUGUCAGUACAUCCGACCAACAGUAGGUUUUUCGAAUUUUUCUUGUGGGCUAUCGGUUAUGGUUGCUGCUCAUGGAUUGUUGCAUCUUGCUGCUCUCUUUAUUGCGAAGUACUCGUGCUGCUACCGGCACCAAUUGUGAAAAUGCAUCAGCAACAGCUGCAUUCUUUGUUUAUGCUGCUUACUCCACAAUGAAUCCACCCAGUGCUUGAAAUAAGCUUGACGAAUGGAUUUCAUGUUGUAUAUGUAACUUGAGCGUGGCUUAUUUUUCGAGCGAAAAAUAACCGAAGAAACAUCCCAAGAAAUCUUGCCCCUGAAUUGUGAACUUCAAAGGGGGUGCGCGCUUGCGUUCCGGAGAGCCCAUUGCCAAACGAAGUACCGUACCUGUUCGUUCGAGUACUAUUCGUAGCGUCUGCAUUUUGCUCUACUGUAGUUCGUACUUGUAUUUGACUAUCCUCCAUUAAAAACGAAGUACCGGUACGUAUUAUGUCCCACCUGAUGUCAUUUGUUUUUCGUCACAAGGUUAUCUUCGGACACGUAUCGUACGCCCUCUUCAAUUUCAUUACCAAUACAAUACAGGUAGUGGUUCAGUCACCAUAUAAGACGUUGAUGAAUGAAAAAGAAGAAUGUUCUCUGCGAUCAAGACAGCACACACAUAUAAGUACCACUAUUCAAAACAAUCGGUUUGGAACUGCGUAAAUAAAGUUCACAAAAGUGA